Molecule: messenger RNA, 1382 nt
Organism: Lemur catta (Ring-tailed lemur)
Lineage: Eukaryota; Metazoa; Chordata; Mammalia; Primates; Lemuridae
Product: RNA polymerase II subunit A C-terminal domain phosphatase SSU72-like
Exons: 1
Coding region: 720-1304 (194 amino acids)
Biological process (GO): termination of RNA polymerase II transcription
Cellular component (GO): nucleus; mRNA cleavage and polyadenylation specificity factor complex
Molecular function (GO): RNA polymerase II CTD heptapeptide repeat phosphatase activity
Source: RefSeq, a predicted model, not a curated record
AGAAGCAUAUAUAGAGGGCUGUUCUGCAUGUGUGGAGACUGCUGAUGCUCAGUUAUGCAGGCGGUGGUUUGUAUCAGUAGCCCAGGGAUAAUGUAGCCAGGGAAGAGCUGCUGGAUGGCCAAGGUACACCCUCCCCCACCUAGGACUAGGUACAAUCUUCCUAUGACUUACAUAAUUUAAUUUUAGUAUAGAAAAUUAGAGAUAUUAAAAUAAGCAAAAUACUUGUAAUUGAUAAUUAAAUUGGGCAAAGGCUUGGGAGCUUUCAGAAGAUUUGUCAGUGAUGUUAAUGUCCCAAGGUCAUUGGUGAGCCAUAUGACAUGCCUAAAGGUAGCAUAAUUGUCUUGGCCACUAGGAACAGCAGUACCCAUUCACUAUGCAAAUGCCAGUUUGCUCCACAGAGCAAACUCCAGAUUUGUAAUUAACCCCGACAGGGUGGUACCGCCCUUGCCGAGAGGACUGGAGGCUUGGUUGAUGUAAUCACUUUGGUCUCCUGAUGAGUUUAGGCUGCGGGUGAGAGUCCUUUAUCAUAAUCCAAUGAGAGAGGAAGUCCUGAAGUCUCCGCCCACUGCACGAAGGGGACUCCAUAUCACCAGCCUGUUUCUUGCUCUUCACCAUUCACUCGGUGGGAAGAGCUGCACGUAGGAGGGCAAGUCCAGGCUUCAGGGUCCCUGCAGCCCCUGCGGCCCCCAGGUCUCCCUGAAGUGCCCAGCGCCGCCACGAUGCCCUCAUCCCCGCUCAGGGUCGCCGUGGUGUGCACGAGCAACAUCAACAGGAGCAUGGAAGCCCACAGCCUCCUCGAGAGGAAAGGGUUCAGCGUCCGUUCCUUUGGGGCUGGAUCUCGUGUGAGGCUCCCAGGACGGAGACCCGAUCUUCUCGCGGUUUAUGAUUUUGCCACAACGUAUCGACAGAUGCACGACGACCUCCGAAGGAAAGACAGGGAAUGCUACACACAGAAUGGCAUCUUGCACAUCUUGGGAAGAAAUGAGAGGAUCAAGCCCCGUCCCGAAAGAUUUCAGGAGUGCACCAAGUCCUUUGACGUCAUCUUCACCUGUGAGGAGCGUGUCUAUGACAGGGUGGUGGAACACCUGUGGUCCAGAGAAGAGGAGACCUUGCAGCCCGUGCAUGUGAUCAACGUGGACGUGAAAGACAACCCGGAAGGUGCCACCCUCGGAGCGUUCCUCAUCUGUGAGCUGUGCCAGCGCCAACAGGAGGCGGGCGACAUGGAGGACAAAAUGGCUGGGCUGCUCCGGCAAGCGGAGGAGACAACGGGAAUGAGUUUUCUUCACACCGUCUGCUUCUACUGAAGAUCUUGGCUGGUUCUGGCUUCUUCCUCCGUAAGGACGUAGGCGCGGAGCUUUGGACUCCUCCAUACUUGCUGUGAG